Messenger RNA from Astrephomene gubernaculifera, 670 nucleotides. The record is from the annotation of a GenBank genome assembly. NCBI's taxonomy places the organism in Eukaryota, Viridiplantae, Chlorophyta, Chlorophyceae, Chlamydomonadales, Astrephomenaceae.
AUCCAGCAGGCGGUGGUGCUGGAGGCGCUGGCGGGGGGCCCGGCCGGGGGAGGCAGCGGGCGGUACGACACUGCCGAGCUGCUGGUGGUGGGUCACGACGGGUUGCUACCCAAGCUGGAUAUGUACUGGCUGCUGAGGUACCUGCUGCACGGCCAGCCCCUGGCGCUGUGGCGUGAGCAGCAGCUGCACUCCCCCGGGGCGACCGCACUGCUCCGCGCCAUCACCCGCGCUGCGGAGCUGCUGGCGCCGCAACAGACUGCCCGCAGCUACGCGGCCCGCCUGCUCACCGCGCUGCACUUCGCGGGGCUGCAGGCGGGCGGGCAGCCGGCGGGGGCGCACGCGGCGUUCAAGGACGUCAUGGUGGAUGCGGCGGGGGUGCGGCUGCUGCAGCGGGCCCACGGCGCGCCCUCCUCCCCCGCCUCCGCCUCCCUGGAGUCCUCCGCGCUGUCGCUGGCCGCCAGCCUGGAGCUGGUGCUGCGCAGCCUGAACAACCUGGUGGAGCGGGUGCACCACUCGCCCUUCCUGUACCUGCUGACGGGGCGGGAGCGCUUCGUGAGUGUGGAGCGAUACGUGGGGCCCGCCGUGGCGCUGGCGGCGGGGGUGCAGCUGCAGGUGGGUGGGUGGGUGGAGGGGUGGAGACUGCCGUGAGGCGUGAGGGCUAUGAGGGAAC